Colias croceus (clouded yellow) is the source of this 2340-nucleotide messenger RNA. RefSeq names its product zinc finger protein 184-like. Gene Ontology annotation, cellular component: nucleus. Gene Ontology annotation, molecular function: zinc ion binding; RNA polymerase II cis-regulatory region sequence-specific DNA binding; DNA-binding transcription factor activity, RNA polymerase II-specific. The transcript has 13 exons. Gene Ontology annotation, biological process: regulation of transcription by RNA polymerase II. The record is from RefSeq and is a predicted model, not a curated record. NCBI's taxonomy places the organism in Eukaryota, Metazoa, Arthropoda, Insecta, Lepidoptera, Pieridae. The coding region runs from base 368 to 2263 and encodes 631 amino acids.
UGAGACAGACAUUGACAUUUGUGAUUUGACACAGACAUUUGGUCAAUUAACAAUUUGGCGUAUUCUGCAAAAGUAGACGUUCUCAUUACUUUUAUUUUUAUAUAUUCGACAUGUAUUUCUGAUAAAGUAGAUAGGGUAAUAAAAAUUACUGCUUAUUUUUAUUGUUGCACAUUUAACCCUUGAUUGUAACAGGUGCGAUGUUUCUUAUUUAAAAGUUUGUAAGACCGACUUGCACCUAUGCAGAUCUAAGGUCUUAUUACCUAAGUCCACCUAAGUCUACAGUGUUUAAUGUUUAUGCCGCCAACCAAUGAAUAUGAAGAGUAGGUAAUUAAAAAUAAAAUAAUUAGUUAUAUUUAAUACUUCCAACAUGGAAAACGUUCGAGCUUGUGUAAUGUGCUUAGAAAUGGAUGGAACCCUUUAUAAUUUGCGCUCUAAUUCACUGGAACGAUAUUAUAGAAUAUUGACGGGAACAGAUCCACUAACAUCCUUGGAGCUCCCUAUGUUCGCUUGCUAUGUGUGCAAAGCGAUGUUAUACAAGUUCUAUUCAUUUAGACAGAGGAGCCUGAGGGUUCAGGCUAUAUUGCAGGGGAUCUUACAGAGCAAUGGAAAGGUUUUAGAACAAGACAUAAGGCGGUUGGACAAAAAAUCCUACCACCUAAAUUCGAAUUUAAGUAUACAGAAUGUAGUGGAAAUUAAAAUUAUAAAUGAAGAAGAUAAUGAAGAUACAAUCAAAGAGGAGCCAUUAGAAGAACUCGAUUGUGAAUUUUCCUUUCAAACGAAUGCUGAUAAUGAUUGGCUGAGUGAUGACGAACCAUUAUCCAUUCAUAAGAGUGAGAAAAUGAAAGUGAAUUUGGAGGAAAUGGAGGUGAACAUCGAGGAAGAAAUAAAAGAGAGAGAAGAUAAUGUGGAUGAGAAACCGCCCAAAGCCUCAAAAACAAGGAAACCCAAAAAGGCAUUGCAACCAAAAGUAGUGUGUCCACGCAAAGACAUACUAAAAACGGUCAUGAAUCAGGCCCAAGGGGCCUUGGACGACAUCAAACUGGAAACACAUAUUACGGUGAUCAAUUUGACGGAAGAGGAACAAUUGGAAGAAAUCAGAAAACGGCGGGAGUCUCUCAAUUAUAAAAAUUCUGCAUUCAAAUGUGAGCUCUGUUUUAAGGGCUUUAUAGAUACACAGGCAUGGCAACAUCAUAUGCAGAGACAUGAUAAGUCAUCAGGUAGCUUGGAAUGUAACAUAUGCAAGAUGCGUUUUAAAACGACAAGACUUCUAAAAAAACAUCAUGCUAUUCAUGCGAAGAAGUUUAUAUGCAAAUACUGCCCAUAUGUAUCUAAACACGUGACUCCAGCUAGACAACACCUUUUCUGGCACCAAGGCGUUAAGUACAAGUGUCCAUACUGCGAAGAGAUAUUGUCAAAUGGGACGUCGUACCGAUCGCACGUGCGCAUCAAGCACCCGUCGGAUUACAUUUGCGGCUUCUGCGGCUACUCGUUCGUUUCGCAGCUUGGACUCAACAUGCACAGGACCCUGAUGCACAAGGGAUUGAAGAUGCCGGCCAACAACGUGGAUGACAAAGAGGCGCCAUUUUGUGAGGCGUGUGACGUCAAAUUCUUUUCCGUGGAAGCGUUCAAGCGACAUAUGGUCACAGCGAAACGGCACACGCAGGAAUCUGAGAAUAAGAAAGGCUGUCGCGAUUGCGGUGAAACAUUCAUGACGGAGGAAGAGCGGCGUGCGCACGUGCGCUGCACUCAUUCGCGCAAGUUGAUAGACUACAAACGCACUUGGCCGAUUAAUUGUCCGCAUUGCUCAGAAGAGAUAGCUAACGGGCGGGCGUACUGGGCCCACUUCAGGAAAUACCAUCCAGAUAAAGAGUAUCCCGUAGAGAAGAGACAUAUUUGUGACGUGUGUGGAAAGGGCUUUAUGACCAACGCGUUGCUCAUGUUCCACAAGCGCACGCACUCCGCGGUGAAGGCGUUCAAGUGCGGCGAGUGCGGCAAGGCGUUCCACAACCGCGUCAACCUGCUGACGCACGGCCGCGUGCACUCGGAGCGGCGCCCGCACGUGUGCUGCGCGUGCGGCAAGGCCUUCAAGUGCAAGGCGGCGCUCGACCGGCACUUGCUCAGCCACACGGGCGACAAGCCGUACAAGUGCGAGGUGUGCGGCAAGGCGUUCGCGCAGUCGUACAGCUGCAAGGUGCACGUGCGCACGGUGCACCUCAAGCAGCCCUCAACCUCAGCAGAGCGCAGUCGCAGGAAGCGAAAAUAAUAUAUUCUAAUUAUUCUGAAGAAAUAAAAAACAAUGAAAAAAAAAAAAAUUUUCACAAAUAAAAUUUAUGGUUUUUA